Labeo rohita (rohu) is the source of this 3745-nucleotide messenger RNA. RefSeq names its product TNF superfamily member 10, like (gene tnfsf10l). The transcript has 5 exons. NCBI's taxonomy places the organism in Eukaryota, Metazoa, Chordata, Actinopteri, Cypriniformes, Cyprinidae. Gene Ontology annotation, cellular component: membrane. Gene Ontology annotation, molecular function: tumor necrosis factor receptor binding. Gene Ontology annotation, biological process: immune response. The coding region runs from base 178 to 1122 and encodes 314 amino acids. The record is from RefSeq and is a predicted model, not a curated record.
ACACACAUGCACGCACUAGCCUAGUCCUCCAGCAUUAGUGACUGCAUGCGAGUGUGGGACAGACUCUACCCUCCCACGGCCGCUCUGCGCCAACAAGAAGGAGUUUAUUCAACGUCCCGUUGCUGAUUCCUGUUUGUUUGUCACCAGCCGCGUAUCUACUCACGUCUUAGGAAUGCCAUGGCAACUCAGAACAACCAGGAUUACUUCAGGUCGGUCAGCAGCGAGUCCACCACAUACAUGAUGGUUCCGGCGAACGGACGCGGUCGAGAAUCGCCGUCAAAGUUAUGGAUCGCGAUGGUGGUGAUUGUGGUGGUCGUGCUGCAGAUCGCUUCGACCACCGGACUCUUUGUCUACUUAAACAUGUCUUUAUCGCAGGUUAAAAAUCAGGGGGUCACAGAAGAACUGCGGUGCUUGGGCUUGCUCAACGCCCUGGAUAAAGACCGGGACAUUCCUGAGGACCUGGCCCAACUGUUUGGAGAGCCUUGCAUCAAACUAGCUGAGGGUAUCAAAGCCUACAUAUCCAAGGUUACAGACAGUAUCAUCUCCAAACAGGCUUUACAUGAAGCAAGAGCCAUGCCUCAUGGCUCUUACAAUACAACAGGGUCAAAGUUUAUAACCACAGUGACACAACGCCCAUCAGCCCACCUGACCCUUAGCAGCCUACCGGGUGGCACUCAAUACUUCGCCCCUCAAGCAGACCUGCACCAGUCCUGCCGCCACCCUGUACGUUCCUGGGCCAACCAGAGCUUCGGCGCCCAUCUGCACAACAUGACGCUGACCAACGGACGCCUUCGCGUACCCCAGGACGGCCGCUACUACCUGUACUCCCAGGUGUACUUCCGCUACCCCUCUCCUAGCGAGGGCGACCAAAACAGCGUGAGCCACCAGCUGGUUCAGUGCAUCUAUAAGAAAACCUCCUACCUGAGGCCGAUUCAGCUCCUGAAGGGAGUGGGGACCAAAUGCUGGGCUCCGGAUGCAGAAUACGCCCUCCACUCGGUGUACCAGGGCGGCCUGUUUGAGCUGCGGGCAGGCGACGAGGUCUUCGUAUCCGUCUCAUCUCCAACAAUGGUAUAUGGUGAGGACUCCUCUAGCUACUUCGGAGCUUUCCGUCUGGACCUGUAAGAGAAGCCAAACCGGGACUACGUUAGCAAUCGGGUGGAUCGUUUUGGGGCUGUGACCCAAAGAGAAAAGACUUCAUCGUUCAACUUUCCUUUCUUUAAGACUUUGAAUAUGUGAAGGAUGUGUGAAUGAGAGACAAGGUUAUUUCUUUUAAAGACAGAGGAAUGUAUGUAUAUUUCUACAAGUCACAUCAAAGAUGUGAAUCUUUGAAACGGUAGCAAAACAGGAGAGACGAAAAACUCACACGAAGUGAAUCUGUGCCAAUGGUGAUUAGGGUUUGAUGUGUGGACUCGCUGUCGUCCGCUGGAGGGGAAUAUUUGUGUGUACGGCGGAUCCGAAAGAGUUUUAAAAACACAGAUAUGAUGACAGCGGGAAUGUGCUGGAAAGAAAGAUGAGAGGGGAAGUAUGCAGCUCUACCAGCCUCAAAUGAGCAUCCUGGCAGGUUGCAGGACUGCGGAAUUCUCCCCGUCCUGUCGGACCAGCGGAGCAACAUGCCCGGACAAGAAAAGGAGCUAAAAAAGUUCACACAUGCACAAACACAGAGGAAUUCAGCUUGUUGCAUAAAUCGCAUUUAAGAACACCCAUUCUUGAGUAUUUAUGGCUUCCAUGCAUUCAAAACACAGCGAUAAGAUAAAACGCACAUGCGUUUUGUCUCAGAUACAAAUCAUUUUUACAAGUCUCCCUCUGCUGUCUGGUCCAGGGUGCAGGAGGAAGUACCGUCAGGGAGGGACGCACAGAGACACGUACUUCCCAGCUCACAUUGUGACGGCCAUACGAAAGGUAAAAUAAACACUACGCUACACGGUUUGUUGAAAAGUCGCAGCCAUAUAAUGCUUUGUGCUUUCUGCUAGUGCUGCACACACUCCAAGUGCCUUGAAAAAGUGGCACUAGUUGUACAUCCAUCUCUUUCUUUUUGUGCUUGGUUGGUUCAACCUGUGUAUAUUACUGUAUUUAAUUAGAAUCAUGAGGUUUGGAAAUGAAUGUACAAGCUCUACCAUGAAAAUCCCACAAAAUGAGCCUCCCGCUGUAAACGUAAACGCCGUGAUGUUCUCCAAAUGAAGCACCGCUGUGAAUCUCAAUACGAGGCUGUUUUUUUCUGAGGGCAAAGCGUUUGAAGGAGGAAUAAAUGAUCAAGUGCUGUCACAACGGUGUUUCUGAGAGCAGUCGCAAACACUCGCGUUUCAUUGUAAACCACAAGCACGUUUUCUUCUCUCUGGACUCUGCCCCGGUUUUUACUGAUAAAGUCAGUGAGCUAAAGCGCCCCUGCCAAGACAGUGCCUUAAAUCACAUUAUACAGCGAGAGCGAGCGAGCCAAGACUCUGUGGCAUUUAGCUUCGGACAUAAUGUUAGUUAUACCACACAUUACAAAACAUCCCGUCUGACUCUUAUCUGCAAUUUGUCUGGAUUAAGAAACUUGGAUGUUGAUGUAAUCCAGAGGGGAGAAUGAGUUAUUCUUCAGCAGGUUCACAGUUCAUAUAACGUGCCGCAAUGCCGUAAUUUCUCCAUACAAGGUGCUUUUUUAUAUCUAAGGGAAUGUGAUGUCAGAUACCACUAGGUUUUAUAUGUGAAAGUGCCUUUGGGUUGUCGUUAUGCACUGAUCUGAGAACACCCUCAGUCUGAACGCUAACUUCUAUCAUGUUAAGGGAGGUUCAAAGUAUGUUUUAGAUCAGUGUUGAAGUCAUACAUGACCUCAUCAAUUACACAUCAUUAACCGCAUCAUUUCGCAGCCCAGUGAGAACCUCUACAUCGUCUGCUUAGCGAAAACAUCACUCAAGUCGUUCCUUGAGUUUCUUUUUUUCUGUGGAACACAAAGAGCUUUUUUGAAAAAUCUUUCAGUGAAAGUCAGUGGGUUCCAAAACAACAACGGACUCGAUGGAAACAUUCUCCAGAAGAAAGAAAUUUUCAUUUUGGGGUUAACUUUUCCCGAAGGACUUUGGAUAAUCCUACCAAUUCGCGCUGACCGAGCUCAUUAUCCCCGUCAAUCUGCUCUGGACCCGUCCAGGCUCUUGUGUGAGUGUGCACAUGUGCAUACAAGUUGAAAUAUGCACCUAUCUGUACAACAUGGAGGUCGUUGUGGGGUGAGGGGUGGCCAGGAAAGAGAAAUAUAGCUGAAUUCCUUGCCCUCUGAACCACAAAGAACCACAAUGUGAACACAGAAGACAAAUGUAUGUUAGGUGUGUAUAUAGGCGAGUGUGUGUUUUUUAAUUUUUAAUGCUUGACUGGUUUCUAAAACAGUGGACUCGAUGGUUACUUUAAAUCUCACUGAGCUUUGCGGAGACUUUACGGGACUGCUGUGAAAAACUGGAGCGGGGCAGAACAGUGAAAUCCAGUGAGCAACAUGAACUGUCAGUUGAAACAAAAAGACUAUUGUGUUUCCUUUUCCAGUAAGAGUUUUUUUUUUUUUCUUUGGGAUUGUUAAAUUCUCUGACCACCAAUCUGUGGGACUGUUUUCCAUUUAAAGAAAGAUGGUAUGCACUGUUUACCAAUGUUGUGUCUCCAUUUUGGUAAGAAUGUACUGAUAUCUCUCACGCUCUCCCUUUUUAUUGUAUAAUUUUACAAUGUCUGACCUGUGUCCUUAAAGCAUAAGUCUGAGGUGUCGUUUUCAAUUAAAGUGCCUUUUUAUGAA